Messenger RNA from Procambarus clarkii (red swamp crayfish), 3072 nucleotides. Its product is annotated as ATP-dependent RNA helicase Ddx1. Gene Ontology annotation, molecular function: RNA binding; ATP binding; RNA helicase activity. Lineage: Eukaryota; Metazoa; Arthropoda; Malacostraca; Decapoda; Cambaridae. Gene Ontology annotation, cellular component: nucleolus. The record is from RefSeq and is a predicted model, not a curated record. Gene Ontology annotation, biological process: rRNA processing.
AUUUGUGUCCAUCUCCACCGGGGAUAGAACCCGGAGCCUGAGGACUACGAAUCGGAAGCGCUGUCCACCCAGCUGUCAGGCGCCCUGACAGGAUAGGAGAAUAGGACCAAGAUGAUAGUGGGGCAAACUUAGUGAGGAAGCAGGAAAUGAGUGUGAACAGCAAAUGGGUUAUGGAAAUAGUGGCUGGGUGGAAGCAGUUUAAAUGGGUGUACUCCCAGAAAUAGCUAAGGCUGUAGAAGAGAUGGAUUGGACGUUGCCAACGGAUGUCCAGAAUGAGGCAGUCCCACUUAUUUUGGGAGGUGGGGAUGUGCUCAUGGCAGCUGAAACAGGCAGUGGCAAGACUGGUGCUUUCUGUCUUCCCAUCCUACAAAUUGUCUGGGAAUCACUUAAGGAUAUUCAGCUUGGCAAGACUUCAAAAGUUACUAAAGAAAUAUCUCCUCUCUGGUUGAUGAGCUUCUUUGACCGUGACGCAGGAAUGGCUGUGACACCUGAUGGCUUGCGGUGCCAGUCACGGGAUCCUAAAACAUGGCAGGGUGCCCGUUGCACCAAGGGUGUCACUGGCAAGGGAAAAUAUUACUAUGAAGCCGUUGUGUCGGAUGAAGGGUUGUGUCGUGUCGGGUGGGCAACUCCUCAGGCAGCAUUAGAUCUUGGAACAUGUAAAUCGGGAUUUGGAUUUGGAGGCACUGGAAAAAAGUCUAAUUGCAAGCAGUUUGACGACUAUGGUGAAUCUUUUGGCCUCAGGGAUGUGAUUGGUUGCUAUCUCAACCUGGAUGCCAUGGAGAUGCAUUACAGCAAAAAUGGCACUGAUUUAGGUAAAGCUUUCACAUUACGAAGUGAAUUCAAGAAUGCUGUCUUCCAUCCAGCUGUAGUUUUGAAGAAUGCCGAGAUGUCUUUCAAUUUUGGCGCAACAGAGUUCAAGCACCCACCUAAAGCGGGAUACGUAGCAGUGUCUCAGGCCAGCAAGGACUGUACUGUGAGCUCAGGUGUGAAGGGAGGUGGAGACAAGCCACAAAAGCUUCAGAACAAUGCUCCACACGCUGUCAUUAUUGAGCCUUCAAGAGAACUCGCAGAACAGACCCUAAAACAGGUUCAAAUGUUUCGUAAACAUCUAGAUAAUCCAGUGGUUCGUGACCUUCUUGUUGUUGGUGGUAUACCCGUGAAGGAGCAAAUAGCAGCACUCAAUGCAGGUGUGGAUAUUGUUUGUGGUACUCCAGGACGCUUGGAAGAUCUUAUUAAUACCGGACAACUCUCUCUCCAGUCUUGCAAAUUCUUUGUGUUGGAUGAGGCUGAUGGCCUUCUUAAACAGGGGCAUGAGCGUCUCAUCAAUAACAUCUACAACUCCAUACCCAAAAUCACAUCUGAAGGCAAGAGACUCCAGAUGGUGGUCUGUUCUGCCACCCUACAUUCCUUUGAAGUGAAGCGCAUGGCAGAACGUUUGAUGCACUUCCCGACCUGGGUAGAUCUUAAAGGGGAAGAUGCUGUGCCCGAGACUGUCCACCACGUUGUCGUAACCAUUGAUCCCAGAACGGAUAGUAGCUGGAGCAAUCUUCGUCGCCAUCUGCAGACUGAUGGUGUGCAUGUUAAGGAUGGCGUACGACCUGGGAACAAUACACCUGAGACAUUAAGUGAAGCAGUGAAGCUGCUGAAAGGAGAGUACUGCAUUAAGGCUAUUGACACACACAAAAUGGAUCAAGCACUAAUAUUCUGCCGCACUAAGUUGGAUUGUGACAAUUUAGAGCGCUAUUUUAAUCAGAUCGGAGGAGGGGCCAAUAACAGAGGCAAUCCAUAUUCGUGUGUGUGUCUCCAUGGUGACCGCAAGCCUAAUGAACGCAAAGCGAAUCUCCAAAAAUUUAAGGAUGGUGGAGUGAAGUUCCUUAUAUGCACUGAUGUAGCUGCUCGAGGAAUUGAUGUUGGAGGACUGCCAUUUAUAGUCAAUGUGACACUGCCAGAUGAGAAGAGCAACUAUGUUCAUCGUAUUGGGCGUGUGGGUAGAGCAGAGAGAAUGGGUCUAGCUAUCUCCCUUGUUGCUGCUGUGCCAGAGAAGGUGUGGUACCAUGGAGAGUGGUGUUCAACUCGUGGGCGUAACUGUUUUAACACGCGGUUGACAACGGAAGGUGGUUGUUGCGUUUGGUACAACGAACCACAGUACCUAGCUGAUAUUGAAGAGCACUUGGGAGUGACCAUCCAGCAGGUCGAUCAAGAAAUGAAAGUUCCAGUUGACGAAUUUGAUGGCAAAGUGAUUUAUGGUGAAAAGAGAGCCAAUGUUGGCUCAGGUUAUCAGACCCACGUAGAACAGCUUGCUCCAGCUGUACAGGAGUUGGCAUGCCUGGAAACUCAGACCCAGGUAAUCUAUCUUAAAAGGCAGUACGGCAAGGAGUAUCCAUGGACUCGAUAGAUUGAAUGGGAAAAUAUAUAAUUGUUCACAUGUAUUUGGCAUACUGUAAGUAUGAACAGCUGCAUCUGUCAAGGGUUUACUUACAAUAGGAAAUGAGUAAUUGCCAAAAUGUGCUAAGCCAGGAAAGCGGUAAUUUAAGUUGUAAUUUAAGAUUGCCAAUUUAAUCACUUAAAAACUAAGGUGAGAUAAGAGUAAUUUGGGUAAUUAUUGUGAUACAUAAAUUUCCAUUGUUUGGUUAGCUUCAUAAAUCACAAAUAACCUUCAUUUUUGAGAAAUUAAAGCUUUGUUUUAUUCCAUCAAUGAAGAUGAUGAGUUGACAGCUCAUUCAUUGAUUUUGCUGUAAUUUCUUUUUAUAGUUCUCUGCUAAUGGCUUUGUGUGCUGAAGCACUUAUUCUGCAAUCACUAGAAAAUGCAAUAGUCAUUUUCAUCAACUUGUAAGCAUUUAAGACAGAGAUAUCACUACAAAUUAAAGUCCCAUACUAUGUAGUAAUCAUCUUUACAUAACUAUAUAUGUGUAAUUUACACACAUUUCCUGUGUGCUUUGAUUUACUUCAGCAUCUGAAAUAAAAUAUAUGAAUACAUUUCUCACAUGGUAUCGUUGUCAUUUAGUAUCGUGUAUUUCCUGUUAUCUGUAGUCAAAGUGUUCAUGUGAAUGCAAAAAUAAAGUUACUACAGGC